Molecule: messenger RNA, 2001 nt
Organism: Talaromyces amestolkiae
Lineage: Eukaryota; Fungi; Ascomycota; Eurotiomycetes; Eurotiales; Trichocomaceae
Exons: 1
Coding region: 1-2001 (666 amino acids)
Biological process (GO): protein deubiquitination
Cellular component (GO): nucleus; cytosol
Molecular function (GO): cysteine-type endopeptidase activity; cysteine-type deubiquitinase activity
Source: RefSeq, a predicted model, not a curated record
AUGUUCCCCGACGUCUUUCAAAAUGACUUCACAUCGCAGAAUCCGCAAGGCACAUUAUUUCUCGUCGGAGCCUCGAUAAUCUUACUGUAUCUGAUCGUCCCGCACCUGGGACCACUACCUAGUAUCAUCGCCUAUCAUCUAUGGAACGCGUUCGUCUACAUCAUUCCAUCUCGUAUCGUUGCUGCGCUUGAUGCAGAAAGCAAAGACCCUUCAUCAGCUCGUGUUACGUCGGCAUAUUCGAGUCUUUACGAAAAGGGACAGGCCAUGCGCCGGAUAAUAGGGUUUGAUAAGGGCUCUUUGGAUUCCAUAUUGCCGCGUGCGCGAAGGCUCUCGAGUAUAGGACCGUCAUGGCUCAGCGGCAAAGACUUGGUUCCGCCUGGUCUGGGAAACUGGGAUAAUAGCUGCUACCAGAACAGUGUUAUACAGGGUUUGGCAUCUCUCCGAUCGUUUGCGAACUACCUGGAUCGCAACAUCCACAAACUAGACGUACGAGGCCGACUCUCGACUCACCAUGCCCUUAAAGAUAUUUUGGAGCGGCUGAAUGAUCCAGGCAGUCAUGGACAGAGACUCUGGAUACCAUCGGAACUUAAAUCGAUGAGCAGCUGGCAGCAACAGGACGCCCAGGAAUACUUUUCUAAAAUCGCGGAUCAACUCGAUGUAGAGGUCCGGGAAGCUUCAAAAAUGCUUACGACUAACUUGGGGUUGAAAACAGCGGAUCAACGAGAGAAUUUUCUGGGUGUAUCAAAGAAUGAUGACGAGAAAGUAGUGAAAGGAGGUAUCGAGCAGCCAGAUAUCAUGCAUAAUCCUUUGGAAGGACUUCUUGCACAGCGCGUUGGUUGUAUUCGCUGUGGGUGGACCGAGGGUCUAUCUUUGAUUCCAUUCAACUGCUUGACAGUUUCUCUGGGGAAAGGCAAAGAGUACGAUAUUCGAGACUGUCUUGACGACUACAUGGCUUUGGAGACCAUUGAGGGCGUGGAAUGCGCAAAAUGCACGCUAUUACGUACGAAAGACCAGCUCCAUCGUCUACUCGAACAGAUCGAAGAAGAUGACAAUAUCGUCAAAGGGCCUCAGGCGGCAACUGUGGCAUCGACUUUGAAGAGUUCUGCUGAAACACGACUGCAAGCCGUUCAAGAGGCUUUGGAUGAAGAGGACUUCACGGAAAAGGUUUUGUCCAAGAAAUGCCACAUCCCGUCAAAGAACAGAGUUUCAGUGACCAAGUCCCGUCAAACAGUCAUCGCCAGAACGCCGAAGAAUUUAGUCAUUCACGUCAACCGAAGUGUCUUCGAUGAAAUAACUGGUGCUUUACGAAAGAAUUCCGCCGCUGUCAGAUUUCCUGCCUCUAUCGACCUGGGUGAAUGGUGUCUCGGUACGCGUGACGUUGGAAAGGAGGAUUCUGUAGAGGCCUGGAACACAAACCCGCAAAAUUCGAUGCUUCCAAAAGCAGUGGAAAUUUCUCCGCGAAAAUAUGAGUUACGCGCUGUCUUGACGCAUUAUGGCAGACACGAAAAUGGGCAUUAUAUUUGCUACCGGAAGUUCUCGACACGGCACUUCCCGGGUGGUGUUCCUGAAGAUGUGGAUGAUGAGAAGAAGGUGACCCAUCGUUGGUUCCGGCUCAGUGAUGAAGACGUUCAUAUGGCUAGUGAACGCGAGGUAUUCGACCAAGGCGGGGUUUUCAUGUUGUUCUAUGAGUGUGUUGAUGAGACGCAAUACACCUCUGAAGAGGUGCCUAAGAAGGACAUUGGCGUGGAAAGUGAACAAAUAUCCGAAGAAACAAUUCAAAGACCUGAUCAAGAUGAUCUCAAACAAUUUAGAGACGUCUGCGCUCCAGCCUUUGGCACAAAUGGAACAUCUUCUCCCGGCUCUGCAACCUCAGAUAUCAGCAUGGAUUCAGACUUCUCAUCCGCCCGUCUAACCCAAAGCUCGUCGGACAUAUCGAACCCGAUUCUUGAACUUGAUGAGGUAAAACAGGAACUGCCUCAUGAUCAUCUGACUGCAGCUUGA